AAAAUACUAAUUUGCCUAUCGAGUGGAUCAUCCUCCCUUGUUUAAAGCUUAAUUACUUCACGCCCUUCGCGUUCUCCGUCACCUUCUCAUUCUCUCUUCUCUUCUCUCCCUUCGUCUUUGCGCACAACAACACCAACCUCCAUGGCGACCAAUACAGUUAUCAGAGCAUCACACUCCAUGCUCUCUUUCCAACCUCAAUUCAAUCACACUCGGGCUGCCACUUCAACUGCUAGCCAGAGGUCUACCUUAAUUUCAAGCUAUGGGAGAAGGGAGGUUUCUUUUAGCUCACAGCAACGCUCAAUUCGCCUUACAGUUUCCUAUGCUGCUAAACUGGAGACAGUGGAAAAAGUAUGCACGAUAGUAAAGAAGCAGCUGGCUUUACCAGAUGACUCUAAUGUUAGUGGCGAAUCAAAAUUUGCUGCUCUUGGAGCUGAUUCACUUGACACGGUUGAGAUUGUGAUGGGGCUCGAGGAGGAAUUUGGCAUCAGCGUCGAAGAGGAUAGUGCACAGAGCAUCUCAACAGUUCAAGAAGCUGCAGAUCUUAUCGAGGAUAUCAUCAGUAAACAGAGUCCUUAGAGGAAAAAUUGUAUCAGUUGAAGUAAAACGACGUUUGCAGACAUGCAUAGUUAUGAUCCAUAUUAUAUCAUAUAGUAUGGGUGGUUGAGUCUCGAGUAUCUGCAUAGUCUGCUAUUUAUUGUCUUGUUUCGUAGGUCUGAAAAGAAAAACUAAUUAGCUGAGCUAGUAGUUUUAGAGAAAAAAAGCUGCGUAAUUUGAAAAGUUGAUCAAAUUGUUUGCUGUACUUCAUGUUAUUGAACAUGCAAUACAUAAUAAUGACUAAUAAGCAUAGAUAAUUGACAUAACUCCA
Messenger RNA from Cicer arietinum (chickpea), 865 nucleotides. Its product is annotated as acyl carrier protein 1, chloroplastic-like. Gene Ontology annotation, molecular function: phosphopantetheine binding; acyl carrier activity. Gene Ontology annotation, biological process: fatty acid biosynthetic process. Lineage: Eukaryota; Viridiplantae; Streptophyta; Magnoliopsida; Fabales; Fabaceae. The record is from RefSeq and is a predicted model, not a curated record.